CCCCCAUCCCCCAAAUUUCCGGCACAGAUUUACGCCUCUGAUCGGCACCCACUGCCCUGCAGCUUCAGUUAGGACACCACCUCAGCACUAACAGCUGUUGAAAUCCACGGGUUAGCUCGGCGUCGCAGGAGUAGCCUCACUUAGCAUUACUUGUCGCGUCGCUUUAUAGUGGAUGUAGACUGUGAGCGUUGGCAAUGGAAGAUACUCUUACUGGUGUGACAGCUAGUGGCUGGAGUCGAUGGCCAGCGGGUGGGCGAUCAGCUCUGAUCGGACUCUUCGUAUUCCUCCUUACCGUGUUUCUGAUGCUGAAGCUCCGCCGGCCCAGGAACCUGCCUCCCGGUCCCUGGGGUUGGCCCAUCCUGGGCUACCUGCCGCAGAUCUUGUGGAGGGUUGCCGUCGACAAGAAGGUCGCCCACGAGUUUCUGUCUGAGCUGUCAGGAAGGUACGGGGAUAUACUGAGUUUCCACAUAGCCGGGAAGCUACUUGUAGUGAUCAGCAAGAGCGCCACCAUGCGGGAAGCAUUCGGGCAGCACCAACUUAGCAACAGGCCGGAGUUCCACGUCACCAACAACAGGUUCCCCGGAUUAGGUGUUUUCGCUGCCUCUGGCCAAUUGUGGGUGGAGCUGCGGAGGUUCUCCUUGACUGCCUUGAGAGGACUGGGCGUGGGGAAGUCAAACUUUGAAGAGAACAUAUCUACGGAGGCAAAACACCUCACCGAUUGGCUGAUGGAGGACAAGGGGGCUCCAAUCGACCCCACGCACCCACUCGGUAACGCACUGUCCAACGUCGUCUGUACCGUGGUCUUCGGCAAGAGAUUCGAGUACAGCGAUGCCGCGUUCAAGAAGCUCCUAAAGUACACGGCAAACCUCAUGCACCACGGGGGAGCGGGUUUCUUCGUGGAGGCCAUGCCCGCGGUACUCACUAAGCUCCAACCUUUUGCCUUCAUAAGGUUCUACGUCCAGGCCGUCGACAACUUCUUUAACCACUUUGGGCUCUUGAUCAAAGAGCACCAGGAGGCGUACGAUCCGGUGCAGCCCAGAGACUUCAUCGACGAGUUUCUCAAAGCUUGUGAGGCGAAAGAGAAGCAAGGGUUGGCGGCUGUGGGGCUCCGGCCUAUCAACCUACUCCGCUCGGUGGCGGACCUGUUCAUUGGCGGCACCGAGACCUCGGCUACCACCUUGCGAUGGGGUUUGCUUUACAUGAUGGGCUACCCCGAGAUACAGUCUCGCAUCCAGCAGGAGUUGGAUGCAGUGACCGGCCGCAAUCGACUGCCGGCCCUGUCAGACAAGGCCAAUCUGCCCUACACCGAGGCGACUAUCUGCGAGAUUCAGCGAAUAACCACCAUCCUACCGCUGUCGGCGCCUCAUUACUGCGCAGAGAAUACCACGGUCCAUGGGUAUGACAUUCCCAAAGGUUCGUAUGUCAUGGCCAAUCUCUGGCAUAGCCAUUUCGACCCGUCUGUCUGGGACGAUCCGAGGGAGUUCCGCCCUGAGCGAUUUCUCGACACUGACGGCAAGCUCCGUCUCCGGGAAGAAUUCAUCCCGUUCGGAAAUGGCCGCCGAGUGUGUCUUGGGGAGAACCUCGCUAAAAUGGAGCUCUUCAUCUUCUUCAGCCACCUUCUGCAUCACUUUACCUUUAAGAAGCCCUCAAAUUCUCCUCCUUUGUCAUUCAGGGGCGUUCUGGGAGUGACCUGGGCACCUAUGCCCUAUACCUUGUGCGCUGUCCCACGGGAAUAAACCGGGAGAAUUAGUCUUCAUUGAAGUUGCUGCUUCUUUCACUGCAAGCAUUUCUUCUUAGUCUCAGUCUCGUGCAGUUGCAAAAUAAGUUUUAGUUUUGUUGAACUGUUCCAGCAACAAACAAUAAUACAUGUAACAACAACCAGCAUUUAAAACGCUCUUCUUAGUUACUAAAUCACAGCGCUUACAAGAAAUACACAAUCGAAUUGUUACACGAACUUAAGCAAUGCACUAAUAAAGUUGACAUAAUAGCCUAAUAUCAUUAUCGUUAUUCGUGGAACGGGUAGGUUUGAUUAUGCCUGAUGAAUUUUCUUAUUUUUGAAAUAUUGCGAAGGUGAAACAGGACAUUGAAUAAUUUAGGACUGUGAGAUGACAUCAACCUAUUACAAUUGACAUAUACACCACGAUCCUUGUCAAAUACUGAUAGUUUGACAGUUGCAUGACCUACUUUAAGUAAUUUCUGGAAGUCUGUUACGAUUAGAAGGUGAAUCUAUUACGAGAAAAUCAGUUUCGUCUUCGUUCACUUUUAGGUUGUCACAAUUCAUCAAAGAUUUGGUAUGGAAAAAAAAAGGCCAGGCAUCUACUCAAAGUUUCAAGGGCGCGGAUUAAUAAUUAUUGAAGAUUUGGAAUCAAACAAAAUAUACAGUUGAAUGUCAUCAGCAUAAAAUGAUAUGACACACCAUGAUAACGGGCUGCAUGUAUCUCAAACAGGAAGUGCAUAUAUAGAAUAAAAAUUGACCCCAAAACAGACCCCUGUGGUAGUGCCAAACUAACUUGGAUAAGCUAAACUUCUUGGCCUCAACUUCAGCUGAUUGAUGGAGAUCCAUCAGUUUGUUUGCUGACAUAUGGGCUAUUAGCAGAGAUCUUAUUGCGCCGAACUCUGCCAAAAAGGAGUAAUUAUCAUGGGCGCCAUUCGAGCAAGCGAUACGUCUGCGCAGUGGACGUCAAUGCUCAGGCGCGCGCGCGUACCAAGUGCGCUUGCCUGGCGUGGCGCCCGUGCAUUAACGUCCAUGCACUGCGCAGGUGCAUCGCUUGCUCGAAUGGCGAUCAGGCGAUUACAACUAUUGAUCUCCAUUACGAAGAGAGAUCAAUCCAGUUCGUAAGUGACUUCGUCACAAAGCUCCCAUUGGUGAAUCGCUAAAGUUGCGCGUUAACUUCCAGUUCCAUGUUUCCAUGUAAACGGCGAUUAAUGCAUGUAACUCUAUGGGCAGUGCAUGUGCAGUGAGUGUGGUUUAAACAGGAGUGACGUCACACAUACGAACCGGAUAAUGCUAGUACUCAUGGAGAUCAGUGAUUUUACGCGUUUUACGCAUAAUUUACGGUGAAGUUCUCCUCCUUCCACUGCUACGCUAUCUUUGGCUGUUAGUUUCGAGUAGACAGUUGUCUCAAUAAUCUUUCCCAGAAAUUACAGGUUAGAAACUGGGCUGUAAUUGCUGAGGGUGUACUUGUAAAAGAUGGUUUUACCAAGAAUGGUUUGAUAAUGGCCUCGCGAGCUUCUUUGGGAAUUUAAGGUCAGAACUGGGAGGAUUGGUGUGAUGUUUCCUUAAAAGUCAUGUUGUUAAGGGUGUGGAUCAAGAUUACAUGAUUUUUGGGAAAGCCCUGGGUAA
Acanthaster planci (crown-of-thorns starfish) is the source of this 3343-nucleotide messenger RNA. RefSeq names its product cytochrome P450 2J1-like. The record is from RefSeq and is a predicted model, not a curated record. NCBI's taxonomy places the organism in Eukaryota, Metazoa, Echinodermata, Asteroidea, Valvatida, Acanthasteridae. Gene Ontology annotation, molecular function: oxidoreductase activity, acting on paired donors, with incorporation or reduction of molecular oxygen; iron ion binding; monooxygenase activity.